Messenger RNA from Aspergillus sclerotioniger CBS 115572, 2091 nucleotides. RefSeq lists its product as uncharacterized. The transcript has 3 exons. Bases 1 to 2091 code for a protein of 696 amino acids. The record is from RefSeq and is a predicted model, not a curated record. Lineage: Eukaryota; Fungi; Ascomycota; Eurotiomycetes; Eurotiales; Aspergillaceae.
AUGGAGACCUCUGUCAGUAAGAGAUUGUCGCGAUUUGCAGACAGAGGAGUCUCGGACUUCGCACCUGUGUCAACGGUGAGCACUGAGAUGUAUGCUUCACUCAGGACGAGAGGCUCAAAGGCCAAUCGUGCCAGUGUGAGGACCACAUGCUCUGCACAAAAGGAAGUGACGGCUCUAGAUCAUGAAGGAUCACUUGCCAAGAGUCCGUCAUUGGAUUCGAAGUCCUUGGGGAAAGGCUCUAGACGACUCGCUGGCUUCAGAACGCUUUUUCGCUCCCGCAAGUCGCAUCUUCGGCUCAUGUCAGAGUCCUCUGUUCAGUCUGACAAUCCUACUAUUGUGGUUGAAGAGAGUACUAGCCAUCAAGAGGAUCAGCACCAGCCCAUGGGGCUUCAGGCCGGUCAAUGCAACAGCUUCCUGAACGAGGAUUCCGACGCUAGAAAGGUCAGUGAUAAGACCGUGUACUCGCUUCAUUCGGACCUCACCAGCGUGACGGUUUGCCAUAAUCCAUCAAAACGGAAGUCAAUGCCCAUUGCUCUGGUGGACCAAGAGUGCCUCUACCAUGAUCCUUACAGUGAUAUUCAGGAGGCAUCCCAUACUACUCCGCACUCCAACGCCAAUGUCGGGGAUAAUACAAGGAGUACGAUACGCUCUGCCCGACCCCGACAGCACAGUUCCGAGUGCAGUGGUGCGAGUAUCCUAUCCAACUGCCCCAUUCGGACUCAAGAGAAGCCGGAGAAUCCCUUUGCACGGGCCCGCUCCAGUAGAUCGCGGGGUUCGUCAUCAAGGCAAAGCUCGGAUUUGUCUACCACAUAUGAUGAUACUAGUUACUCUCUGGCCCAAGGUGAUCGCCGCGCGGCUGUUAUAGCGUUCAAUGAGUUGGCCGGCAGGUUGCAUCUCGAACUGCUGGGGUUAGACGAGGCUGAUGGCGGUCAUGAGGGUGAAUGGAGUCCUUUGUCAGGCGCUGGGAGAUCCCCUGAUAGCCGUCAAUCUCACCCAGCCACCUCAGAUGAUCAUCCAAGGCGCUGGGGUAGGUUCUACGGACGCAUACGAACCAUGCGGUCGUCACUUCAACUGGGGUCGUCAGAUGCACCCCGCAAACGAACCUUGCGUCGGAUGAGGACGUUUGCCAGCGUUUCGCGCCGAUCCUACGAGAUGACCUCAUUGAAAGGCAAGCCCUUGGAUCAUCUAGCCCGCCUAGGAGGGUACAAUCUGCUCGCGCUCCCGGCCGACUUUGCGCCUACGAAGCUGAGGCUCCCUGUUUGCUUUGUGGCGAUUAUCACCUAUCUGGGAUGCUUUGCUCCCACCGUACGAAAUGUCUUCAUUGAUCCCGGAAAUCCGAAGAUAGCGACGCGGACGUAUGACUACUUUGCCAAUCAGGUGCUGUCGGUGGAAAAGCAGCAAGAUAAGAUCCAGAUGACGAUUGGCAGUAGUGCGAUGCCGCUGGAUGUGGUAAACCCGCUGCACGGCGAUGGUGAUAGCGGCGACACAGUCCAAGUGUUGAGCGUCGCGUGGACGUUCAAGUCUCUGCUUGCCGGGCUCCCUGGCGGCAUCCUAGGGUCGGCCCGGCUCUAUCGUGUGCUGGUCCAGAUCUGCCACGGCCACAUCGUAGACGAACCAAUCGAGCGGCGGAGAAGCUGUCUUGGAGGGCUUUCGCCCAGGGGCUACGUCAAGGCCAAGGCCAUCAGCCUGGCAAUUCUAGCCCUCAGCGACUCGAUGCAGCUGAACCUUAUCUGUGGAGUGUUCGGGCUCUGCGCGCUUUUGCUGCAUGAGACGCAGCGCCUAAUCGAGGUGGAACGCCAGGGGUUCCGAGGCAGCGUGUGUCGGGCGAGUGUCGGGUCGGGGCUGCUGAACUUGGACCGGCUCAGUGGAGUGCUGGCGCCAUUUCUGAUGGAGUGCGAAGGGGGGGAGCAUGACGAUACGUUCCGGACCAUUGAACGCGAGAUCGAAAGCCAGCGGGUGGCCGCGAUGCUCAUUGGGAGCUGGCGGGGGGUUAGUCGACAGCUGCGGAUCUGGGAGCAUCGGGGAGCUAUUGCGCACCACCGUGCAUGUUCGCGAGCUUUCAGCGGGGGACGGUCGUCGGCGGAGGAGUGA